AGUUCAACACCAAAUUCGGUAUCUAGAGCAACCCAAACAACCAAAAAUGGCAUUCAAAUUCACCAUUCUUUUCGCCGCCUGCAUCGCCGUGGCCAGCGCUGGCAUCAUUCCCGCCGCCGCUCCACUGGCCGCCGUGGCCCAGGUUGAGGAGUACGAUCCCCAUCCUCAGUACACCUACGGCUAUGACGUCAAGGACGCCAUCUCUGGUGACUCGAAGACCCAGGUGGAGACCCGCGAGGGCGACGUUGUCCAGGGCCAGUACUCGCUGAACGACGCCGAUGGCUACCGUCGCAUUGUGGACUACACCGCCGAUCCCAUCAACGGAUUCAACGCAGUGGUGCGCCGUGAGCCCCUGGUGGCCGCCGUUGCCGCCGCUCCUGCUGCCGUCGUUGCCGCUCCAGCCCCAGUUGUCCGUGCCGCCGUCGCUGCCCCCGUGGUCCGUGCCGCCCCCCUGACCACCACCUACGCCGCCGCCCCAGCCCCUCUCGCCUACGCCGCCGCCCCAGCUCCCCUCGCCUACGCCGCCCCCGCGCCCGUCGUCAAGGCCGCUCCUCUGGUCGCCGCUGGACCCGCCAUCGUCAAGACCCAGUUCGCUUCGCCUCUUAUCUCGUACGCCUAUUGAAAUGCUCAGGAAUAGGCCACCACGACCCGAUAAUUGCCGUUAGUUGUUACUGAAAUAAAGGAUGUGAUCUAAUUGAAUGAAUAUCGAGUUGGCUUCUAUUAUGUUUGGCAAUGCGUGUGCUUCAUUACCUAUAACCUAUACAGGAUAUAGAUCUGUCGGGUUAGAGUGUUAAUACUGCAAUUAAUCAACCCUGCAGUUUUGCUGUCCGUAACCAUUAUUUUGACACAAACGAAAGAUAUUAGAACCACCUAUAAGUAUGACAAUCGACUGAAUGUCCCAAUCUACAUUUAAAUUCUUAUCUGUAGGGGCGCAAAUUUACAUAACACAUAAGAUUAUGGAAACAUUAAAGAAAAAAAUUGACUUUAAAAGCUUGGAUAAAAGAUUUGGAAUAUUUUCGACGAUUUUUAGGAAACAUUUUUUGUUGAAAAUACUAAUUUUUGUGUUUCUUAGACAAAUAAAAACGUUUAACUAAAUU
Messenger RNA from Drosophila melanogaster (fruit fly), 1097 nucleotides. It is a transcript of the gene Ccp84Ag, whose product is annotated as Ccp84Ag. NCBI's taxonomy places the organism in Eukaryota, Metazoa, Arthropoda, Insecta, Diptera, Drosophilidae. Bases 47 to 622 code for a protein of 191 amino acids. Gene Ontology annotation, molecular function: structural constituent of chitin-based cuticle; structural constituent of cuticle. The transcript is spliced from 2 exons. The record is from RefSeq and is marked reviewed. Gene Ontology annotation, cellular component: chitin-based extracellular matrix.